Messenger RNA from Erigeron canadensis, 1817 nucleotides. RefSeq lists its product as uncharacterized. The coding region runs from base 68 to 1528 and encodes 486 amino acids. The record is from RefSeq and is a predicted model, not a curated record. Lineage: Eukaryota; Viridiplantae; Streptophyta; Magnoliopsida; Asterales; Asteraceae. The transcript has a single exon.
CAAAUAUAAACCCAUUUCCAUCAAUAUAGCUAGAAAACACAUAUAUACUUGAUCUUCAUCCAUUGCCAUGGCAUUGCUCCCGAGUUUUUUCAUUCUUCAAUCCGGUUCAAAAUACUUGAGCCUAACCGAAAAUGUCCCACCCGGCCUACCAUCCGGGUUGGUUAAAUUCGAUGAAGAACAAAUAUGGAGUCCGAGAACCAAGUUCGCAGCGGAGCCAUCAGAAUCUGGAGACGGCCGAUUUGUUCACAUAAGGUCGUUGUACAAUAAUAAGUAUCUGGUGAAGAAGCAAAAUGAUGAGAGAAAAUCCUGGUUCCUUGUUGCAUCAGCCAAAAAACCCGAGGAAGACACCGCAAGCGACUCUUGCACAUUGUUCGAGCCUCAUUCCUUGAAAGAUGAUGGGCCAACAAGUGUCCGCUUACGUCAUGUCCUCAUCGAUGAUGAGAAGAGCCACAACUCUGUACAUGUGACACUCUCGUCGUCGUCGUCGUCGUCGUCAGACGAUGGUGUUGACGACGACAAGAAAGGGAUGCUGCUAGCACUAGCAGCAUCCCCAAGCAGCGGAUCUGUUUUUGGUGUAAUUGACAGAGCGAGUCUAGUGGUACUUCCCACUCGAAUCGCAAUUAAAUGGGAUGGUAAGUACCUGCGAUCCAGAGACCAAGACUGGCUCAAUUAUGAGAGAUUCGAGUACGUAGAUAUCACAGAUCCGUUGGUGUUUAAGGUGCUUUACCCUACUGCUGAUGGAAACUAUCGUAUAAAGGAUUCGCAUUGGGACCGGUUUUUCAAGUAUCAGGUUACCUGGAUAUGGGCUAACGGCCAAGAAAACGAGAUUUCUAAGGACACCAAGUUUUCGUUUGUCCAUAUAGAGAACACUGUCUUCGGCAUUCGCAGUUUGGCCAACAACAACUUCUGUGGUGCGCUUUCCGUGGAUUUUAAAGACUUAUGUUUAAACGCGUAUUAUUCUACUUUGUCAUACGAGGCAAGGCUGACUAUAGAGGAGCGUGUCCUUAAAAGGGAGAUCUCUGAUAUCAAAUACCGACUCUCUGACGCAAGAACUUACGGUGAGCAACCCAUAGAAGUUGACACUCAGAUUACGUCAAAUAACUUGACUGAUACCGUCACCACAUCGACCCUAACGUUUACUGAAACUCAUUCGACUACCACUUCCUGGAGUAACAGUGAGACAAUCAAUUUCGGGGUAUCGGUGUCAAUGUCAGUCCAGGAAAUACCGUUUAUUUCCGAGUUGGGGAUCGAGAUGCAUACGGAUUAUACGAGUACACAUGAAUGGGGAGUGUCCAAAACGACAGAGACGUCAAGACAGACGAGUCACAGUGUUCCGGUGAACCCGGGAAAGGCAUGCAAAGUGACAUUAAUGGCCACAAUGGGUAAGUGCGAUGUUCCCUUCAACUACACUCAGCGUGACCUUCUGUUGACAGGUGAAUGGGAAGAAACUAAAAAAUAUGACGGCCUUUUCACGGGCGUCAACAACUAUAAGUUCGUUUAUAAGGCAGUGGAAAUAGAUCCUUAUUAAGUCGAUCUUUUUCUCAUGUGUGUUAUUAUCGUAUGCUUUUAUUACUUGUUUGAAUAAGUUGCAUUCUGGGUGAUACCCGCUUGCUCUGUUUUUCUAUAUGUUUUAACUCUUCAAAAUAAGGGUAAAGAGAGAGGCAAAGACGGUCUAUAUCUUAACUUUCUCCUCUCCAUAUACCGUUAUGAUAUUGGGCCCAAAACCGCAGAAGAAGGUAGUGUGAUAUGGUCUUAUGCAAAGUGAUAUGUUUGUAAUUUCGGGAUAUAUGUUCAAUAAUACUCUGUUUGUGUAAAAA